CCAUUUUUCUUUUUUACAUUACUAAUAUAUUAAAACCCUUGUAUAAUUUAUUUUUUGUUCAUAACUAAAAACUUUAUAUUUCUAUUCUUUUUAAUGACCGAUUCGAAUUCACUCCAGGGCAAGGUUGUCCUCAUUACAGGCGCGCUCACUGCCGUCGGCCGCCAGCUUGCACACCGGCUAUCCGCCCUGGGCGCCUCCUUGGCGCUCGUCGACUCACCGUCCGACGGCACAGGCGAGCAACUCAGCGCUAUCCUGCCAACCCACACAAUCUACAUACAAUCCGACCUGCGCCAGCAACAGGAUGUGCGGCUAAUGAUAGAGGCUGCGGUGCUGACCUUUGGCCACCUGGACAUUCUAGUCAAUAAUGCACACAGCCUGGCGGACGAAACAUCGGAUGCCGAGGACGUGCAGCGUAUCUGCGACAGCAUCGACGUUAAUUUCCGCGCGCCUGUUUUGGCAUCCUGGGUGUUCUCGCGGUAUGUUCGCCAGGCGGGCAAGCAGGGCGUGGUGGUCAACGUUACAGCGAUGGCUGGGUUGGUUCCUGGCAGGGGAAGGGAGGUGUAUGGCGCGACGAAUGCUGGUCUGAUACAUUUUACCGAGGCCAGUCGCGGACGGAAGAACGAUGUCAGGGUAUGUGCAUUGGCGCCCUAUUAUGUUGACGGUUUGGUGGACGGCGGUGGUGGCGGCAGAAUGUUGCCUGGGAAUAAAUUGGGCGCGGCGCUGACUAUGAGCUGCGAGCAGGUCGUUGAGGCUGUGGUCAGGUGUAUUUUCGAUGACCGGUUAGAUGGGAAAACAGUUCUGAUGGCUGGCGGGUCUACUUAUACGCACACCUGGGCGUAUUUGUUGGCCAGAGUGCAUAUGUUUUUUAUCAUGCUGUGGAGCAUGCUUGUGCUGCUCUUCAACCGGUUAGUUUUUUUGUGCCGGCGCAAUGCGGAGAGCAAGCGAACAGAAACGGAAGUUGAAGCUGAAGCUGAUAGUAAAAAAGAUGCGUAGCUUUUUUAUUUACGCUUUUCAAUAAAAAUACUUUGGUCGAACUGCA
Molecule: messenger RNA, 1039 nt
Organism: Kickxella alabastrina
Lineage: Eukaryota; Fungi; Kickxellomycota; Kickxellomycetes; Kickxellales; Kickxellaceae
Exons: 1
Coding region: 94-993 (299 amino acids)
Cellular component (GO): cytoplasm
Molecular function (GO): oxidoreductase activity, acting on the CH-OH group of donors, NAD or NADP as acceptor
Source: RefSeq, a predicted model, not a curated record